AUUACUACCAAAUUACAUUGUUCUUCCCAGGAAAUGAUUAGGGAAAUGUAAAAACAAACAAACAAAAAAAAAAACAGCGGUAAACAUGUUUAAAUAGGAUUGAGACAAGUUUUCUUGUGCACCCAAUAUUGGCUCUGUGAUGUGGACAGGACAGGAUCAGAUUUAAAUGAAACCACAUGGAGUAGCAGCAGGGCGAUCAUCCAAGUGUAACCGCAUAUUUCUACUGUACUGUAAGAACAGAAUGGAGCUCCUACGUCGAGGUAACAUUAGGGAUUAGCAUCUAUAAAGUACGAUAAAGUCAUAAAGACAGCCUGAGAGUCCUGCCUGUGUUGUGUGAGUGUUGCAUGAGGGUUGCGCGGUGGUUCCUCCUAGGGGAGGUGAGCGCUGUCCGGUGCUGAGGGGGGAAGAUGAGCUCAGCACGCGCCGGGGGGCAGGUAACGUCAGCAGUCGGCCGGAGCAGGGAAAGACUGUACAUACACACCCACCAAGUGUUUAUCGCCGCUUAAUCACUGAUACACACCGACACACUUUAAAAAUGGGUAGCUAACCUGCUCCGUGUGACUCAGCGCCGCUUUUUUUAUUGCGAUUCAUGAGUGCCUCGGCAGCAUCCCGCGCCCUCCGCUUGGCUUGAAAUGGGAUGAUAUGGGAUUUUUCAUGUCGAUGAAGAUCGGAGGGAUUCUUGCGUUUGCCUUGGUAAUCCUCUCCCUGACGGUGUCAGGAGACUCUGCAGAUGUGAAGUGUGAGAACAUUUAUAAGGACUUUUCUGAUUGUGUCCUGGAGCUGGGAGAGAGCAUGGACAACUAUCAGGAGAACGUGACCAGUGAGAGGGGAGUGGCGGCCGUGUGCAGCCACUGGGAAGCUUUCCACACAUGUGCCCUCACAGCACUGUCCGACUGUCAGGAGGAAGUCAGCUCCAUCUGGGAGACUCUGAGGCAGGACUCCAGGAAGAUGCGCUUCCAGGGAAGCCUGUUCGACCUGUGCAGCCCCAGCUCCUCUCCCACCAUAAGUUCACCUCUUGCUGCCCUUACCCUGCCAUUGAUAGGCAUGCUGAUCGUGACUGGGCCCGACUGGUCCUCUGUAUAGAUUGGGGUGGGGGUAAGGAGGGGCCUUGAAUUCCCCGGGGGUUCAGUCCUCCUGAGUUCAAACUUAAAGCCAAGGAUUUAAGAGGGACAAAUGUUUUAAUAAGGAUUAUUCUGACACAGAGACAUGGAGGUCUGCGCCAAGCCAAUCAUUAUUUGCUGUGAUGAAUAAUGUUUGAAAUCUUCUCAAAUACUUCAGCUUGAUCCUCCCUUAUGUCUAGAAACCGAUAGAGUAGUAGAGAAAAUUACAUUUCUGCCAGCUUAUCAGUCCAGAUUUCAGAUACAAUGUUGAUCAGUCUACAGUCAGACACCUGUGGCUCUGGGUUACCAUUAUACAAGGAGUGGACACAAUAUCAUGAACAUCUGUACAAUCUACUGCAAUCCAAUACAAGAGCCAUGCGAUGAAUAUUAUAUUUAUGAACAUUAUCGCGUUCCAUUUUUGUGGAUUCAACUUCAACGUCAUUUUUAAAGCAUUUUAGAGCUGUACUUGUUUUCAAUAUAAGACAGCAAGGUGUUAAUGUUUUUGUGUCUACUCCCUUUACCAUGUAUUGUAUGGUUUUAUCGUGGUAGUUAAAGAAAUAGUUCAACAUUUUGGGAGUUAGCUGAGAAGAUCUAUACCAGUCUCAUUUCUGUAUGCUAAAUAUAAAGACAUGGCUUAGCUUUGCACAUGGCUGCUACGGCUGCCCCCGGCCAAGAAAUAGUUCAGCACAUAGCUCCCUGUAAAACCACAACUUUUUGUUUUCACACUUUUAUACUGAUUUAACAAAUGAGAUAUAAAAUGUUAAUCUAAAGUGAGCCUUAGAGGUGCUAGUAGGUGGAUUUUGUUAUUUCUGACAGAGCUAGGCUAGCUUUUUCCCACUGUUUCCUUGUCUUGGUUAACUGACUCCUGGCUGUAGCUUUACAUUUAGUGUAUAGGCACGAGAGUGGUAUCGAUUAUCUACUUCUCGGCAAGAAAGAGAAUAAGCAUAUUUCUAAAAAAGUUGAAUUACUCCUUUAGUUAAGAGCUAUAGCAUAUGUUAGACACUAAAACACCAAUUGUAAUCACCAGUGAGUUUGUAUAAAUACAGCCAAGCCAUCAUGAUGUUAUUAGCUAUCAUGUUAUGUCAAGUCAAGUCAAGUUAAUUUUAUUUAUACAGCCCACUAUCACAAAUCACAAAGGGGCUUUACAAUCUGUACAGUAUACAACACCCUCUUUCCUUAGACCCUCGAUUCGAAUGAGAAAAACCCCCCCAAAACCUCAGGAAGAGCAACAGAGGAGCAAUCCCUCUCCAGGACAGACAGACAUGCAAUAGAUGUGUGUACAGAAUAGAUUCACAACAGAAAAUCAAAGUAUACAAUUAUACGUUACAAGAAAACAUUUAAAUGAGCACUUCACCAAAAAUAACAGCAACAUCUUAGAAAAUCUUAGCUCUGUCAUUACAAAACUGUUUGAAUAUGUUGUUAACUUAUUGAUCAGUGAAAGGACCAAACCGUAAGACCAAACCAGACAUUAAAUCUGAGAGACUUACUUACACCAAAGCUAGCUUCUAAACAACAUUCAGAUGUACUAAAGGUGAAAUGCCCCUUUAAUCUGUUUCAGAGUGUUGUAAAUGUUUGUGUACGUGACAAUCAAGCCACUUGUAUAAAACCUUUCAUCCCCUUUCCCCCAAAAAACUUCGGCCCACUGUGGCUGAUGUUGCACGGCUGCUAUAAAGACACCAAAAACAGACAUAUGACACGGCAUCACGUUCACCUCUCUAGCUCCUCUCUCGCUCUCUCAGAGCCUCGCCCCACGCUUUGGUUCAGUCUUAUGUUUGAAUCAAACUUCUGACCUGUUAAUGUAAGAAAAUCUGAAGUGUGAAUGUUCAGUGUUUCCACCUUGUGUGAAAAUUCUCACUUGCAAUAAACACGAUAUUACUAAAACGUUACUUUAAAGUAGUAGUAGUAAAUACUGAAUAGACACAGUACGUCACACAGAAUGCAGAUAGACUACACAGGGGUCUACUCUAUUACAGAGAUCAGAUUUUCAAAGAAGAAUCUGUAUAAUAAUGCAGUCAGACAUCUAAUGAAAAUUCCCCAAAUAAUCAUAUUUUAUCAUAUCAUCAUAUUUUUUUCACACCUAUAAUUAAUUUCAAAGUCAAAUUAGAUGCAAUAGCAAAACUAAUAGCUGCUGUAAUACGAAACAAUGGCUUAUUUUUGUAAAAUAUCCAUACAAUUGCUUUUGUGUCAACAGUAUUUCAAUCAACGAUCGACCAAUUAACGCAUUGCAUAAUUAUGAUGUCAAACAACAGAUUCCAAACUGUGCUGCUCCAUUUAUCUGUUUCACGCUUUUAAUCAAUCUGAUUUUGAGAAACUUUGGCUUGAUUUUGCACAAAAUCCACAAACGUUCAGCUUCAGAGGCAGCCAAGAACGACGAGGUGAAUCUCAUCGAAAGAAAUAAGCUAACGGGUGCUACAGUUUGUAUCAUUCCUUCAUUUAGCCAAUAAACCAUGUGCAAUAUCACUGAUUGUAAUGGUCUUUUAAUCACUAUGAAAUUAGUACUUAGGUUAAAUUUCCUUUACAAAAGAUCUGAUGUUUUUACUGUUACUGCAAUAGUCACCUAGAUUCAGAGCAAAGUAAAAAUUAAUGAGCAAUAGCAUCAAUUUGUUGUGUUUGUUUUUCCAAAGCUGUCACCAUUUGCAUUUCCUUUAAUACCAAUGGUCCCAACAGUCAUUAGCAAAAUAUGGAUGAUUUCUGUGGUCCUGAAUAUUUUUCGUCAUCUCAUUUAUCACAAAUGCAUGAUCAUUUUAGUGACAGUGCUUCAGAAUAAUGAAUUGUUGAUUGUACCUUGGACAAAGUGUGCAGUGGUAUUGAUCUGUGCAUGAAGUUAGGCUAGCUCCUCAGUGUAUCAGCAUCCUUUUUAUGCAGAUUCAUUAACCCACCCGCCUCCACCUGCCUUACCCCCAUUAGCAUGUUUGUUCUAGUGGUUUCUAUUUAUUUCAUGUUUCACGAGUGGUAGCAUUAUGUCAUCCAUUGUGUGUCUGGUGGUGAGAAUAUAAAAACAGUUGUGAUGUCCUCAAAGCAUGAGCAAUAUAUAUGGUCACUUCUUAAGAGAGGACUCUUAUCCCUUCAUGUGCUGAUGGAAGAAAGCAUGAAAAUGAUUGUGUUAUCAUAAAUAAGCAUUAUACCACAAGAAAUUAACCCUAAUGACAGUUUAAACAUGGAAGGAACUUCUGAAUGUAAAAACAAGUUCAGUAUCAAUGUGUUUUUUUUUCUUAGUUUACUGAUACAAAAGCAGACUAUUUACAAGACUGUAUAAAGCAAUAUAUGGCAAAGUAAUGUGUUUGUAAUAAUAAAGCACCAUGUUUAAAACAUA
Messenger RNA from Siniperca chuatsi (mandarin fish), 4413 nucleotides. Its product is annotated as neuritin-like. Bases 643 to 1083 code for a protein of 146 amino acids. Gene Ontology annotation, biological process: nervous system development; neuron projection extension. Lineage: Eukaryota; Metazoa; Chordata; Actinopteri; Centrarchiformes; Sinipercidae. Gene Ontology annotation, cellular component: plasma membrane. The transcript is spliced from 3 exons. The record is from RefSeq and is a predicted model, not a curated record.